Messenger RNA from Entrophospora candida, 888 nucleotides. Lineage: Eukaryota; Fungi; Glomeromycota; Glomeromycetes; Entrophosporales; Entrophosporaceae. The record is from the annotation of a GenBank genome assembly.
GCCUGGAUCUUCUGUAUGGAAUCACUUUACAAAAGGUGAAGGAAAAAGUAAAGGAAAGCAUACAGCUACAUGUUUAUUUUGUAAUAAAUAUUAUCCAAGAGGUACUCCAAAUGAAUUAGAGUCUCAUUUAGCAACUACAUGUAUUCAACAUUAUUUAAGAGUUAUAUCAAACAAAGAUUGUGAUUCAAGUGAUAAGAAAAGAAAAAUAGAGUCAAAUCAACGUAAAUUAACACAAUAUCAUGAUUCUUCUGUGCUAAUUCCAGAAAGAAAAAAGAAAAUUGAUGCUGCAUUACUUAGAUUUUUUAUCUGUUGUGGGGUACCAUUUUCUAUUGUGGAGAGCCCAUUUUUUAUUGAGCUUACAAAACAAUUACAUGCAUCUUAUGACCCUCCUACAAGAAAGGCUUUGUCUAAACAAAUGUUGAAUUCUGAAUUGGCAACAAUUGUUGUAGCUGUAGAAAAUGAACUUCGUAACUCAAAAGAUUUGAUGCUUGGACUUGAUGGUUGGACUAAUAAAAGAAAUCAAGGAAUUUACAAUUUUGUAGUUAUUACACCUGAUAGAAAAGAAUAUAUUGUUGAUAUUAAAGAUCUUUCAAAUUUUAAAAAUUAUUGCAUUGACAUUUUUAAUAAGAGAUGGGGACAAUUUAAUUCUAAACUUUUUAUAUUGGGAUAUUUUUUACAUCCAAAAUAUAGGGAUAUGGGUCAUGGAAAACAAACUUCAACAAGGCUUGUAAGUCAAAUACAUUUAUAUUGUGAAAAAAAACCACCCUAUGACCUUCCAUAUGAUAAUGCAAUUUCAUCAUAUACAUGGUGGAAUUUACUAUCAAAAUCAGGUGGUUAUUUACAAGAAGUAGCACUAAAAUUGUAUGCAAUUACACCUCAUUCUGCAGG